AUGCGGCUUCCGCCUGAGCUGGCCAGCUUCCCGUACGAUCCCGUACAGGGUCAAGAGGUCGAUGUGCUCAUUCCAUGUGCCGUUCCAACAGAAUCGACUGAUGGAGAUGACUCGGCCUUAGUUUCUAGGCUUUCAGCCUGGUGGCCCGGGCGUGUAAAGAAAGUGGGCGGAGGUUUUGUGAUAGUGGAGUUGUUGUCGACGUUUACAACAGACCCGGUACCCGCAAAACACUCUACUACGAAGGUGGAGGUUUUAAACGGUCGGAUAAGCAUUCCUCUCCCAUUAUCCAUCGAGAAAACAGACAUUGUUGAAAAGCACCAGCUUCGGCCGCGUAGUCAUCAAUCUAAUUUCACUGCCUCCAGUUUCCAUAUGCAUGCUAUAGACAUCCCAGAUUCUCUGGUCAACUAGCUGCAGAGAACCAGCAAACUAUCAGCAUUUCGCGCGCCGGUGUGGCUUACCGGUUUUGGUAUGCAUGGCUCCGGAAGCUCUCCAGCCCGAGACGCCUGUGAAAGAUCAAGAUGAUGAAACCUACGAACUAAAGGCUCGUUUGCUCGUCAUUUCACCGGAUGUUUCCACAGUGAAAAGGGCUGCCGUGAUAGAUAAUACGUUCAUCGAUAUGCUGCGCCAGAAGGUUUUGAUUUUGCAACAAACGGAAGAGUUGUCACGUAAGCUGGAAGCUUCGCGAGUCAGCCAGAUUGCCGCUCCAUUCAUCGAGGAGGUCUACGUUCCCGAACAUCUUAUACCUUAUGCUAUCGGGUUUCAGGGAUCAAAUAUACGACGAGCCAGCAAUAUCGAGGGUGUGUUUUCCAUCAAGCUAAACAGAUCCACUUGGACAUUUCAGAUAUCUGGGAAGUCCAAAGAAGCAGUUUUGCAAGCCAGGGCUUUACUAGACUACACCACGGAAGUGAUUCCAGUUCCUCGCACGUAUGUUGGUCCCAUUGUUGGUUCCGGACAACGGCACAUACAACACAUUGUCGAUUGUGUGGGGCUUAGUGGACUGAAAAUAUGCGAUAUGCCGGAAGAGAAAAUGGAGAAUUUUGUUGCUUUCCACUUGACUGGGACCAGCCAAGCGAUACGGGACGCGCGAAUGUUUUUGGAAUUUCAUGUGGCGAGUCUGCAAGACCUAGAUCGGUUGAGGGGGGUGAAAAAUCCCCCGACUCUUCCUGCUAAAAAGGACGCAGAACCAGAAAAUCAUUUUCCUGCGGAAGAGGCCGAGGGGUCUGGUGAUGUCACAUCGGCUACUGGAGUACGACAAAAAGGUGGCCGCUCUUCCCAACGUAGUCGACGUAGACCUCCGCCAUCGUCAAAUCAAGGUACUCUGAGCAACGGGGACUCCACCAUCCCGCAAACGGAGACCUACGAAGAUGUGCGUACAAACGAACCAGCGUCCACCGAAAACCUGGAAGAAUCCGGGCGCCAGACCUCGAAGCCUCGUCAACGUCGUCCACAACACGUGCAAGCUAAGAAUAACAGUGCACUUUCGAAGCAUGGUGGUGAGGAUCACUCCACUCGCCCAACUUCUGAUCAACCUAAAAUUAACCAUGUUGGAUCUGAUAACAGAGGAGAACGUCUCGUGAACGGUACUGCUCCCCGGGGGUCCUUCAGCAGACAAAAUCAUCGCGGCGAUUUUCACCAGCCAGGUACUCCUGUUGCUGCUCCAGUUCCUGCAGUGAUU
Opisthorchis viverrini is the source of this 1675-nucleotide messenger RNA. RefSeq lists its product as hypothetical. Lineage: Eukaryota; Metazoa; Platyhelminthes; Trematoda; Opisthorchiida; Opisthorchiidae. The record is from RefSeq and is a predicted model, not a curated record. The annotation marks the transcript as partial. Gene Ontology annotation, biological process: positive regulation of translation; regulation of modification of synaptic structure; central nervous system development. Gene Ontology annotation, molecular function: translation regulator activity; protein homodimerization activity; mRNA 3'-UTR binding. The transcript has 6 exons. Gene Ontology annotation, cellular component: postsynaptic density; dendritic spine; nucleus.